This is a messenger RNA of Acanthoscelides obtectus, 780 nucleotides long. The record is from the annotation of a GenBank genome assembly. Lineage: Eukaryota; Metazoa; Arthropoda; Insecta; Coleoptera; Chrysomelidae.
AUGCAGGGAUCAGAUGAUUCAAAUGAUGAAUUCUAUUUGGACGAGAAUGUUCCUAUAAAUGAACAAGAAACGACUACUUCGGCAGAGAAAAAGAAUGAUGACGGCCAUGUGAACUCCGACGAUCUCGUACAUCAACCUCAACUUGAACCUUGUAAAACAAAUCACUUUCUAGUUAAACCCAAUAUUUUGAGUUUGAAAGGAAAGAAUGGUCAGAGAUGGACAUCAACACAGCCCAGCAGAACUAAAAGAACUGCUUCAAGAAACCUCAUCCAUUUUGUAGCAGGCCCGAAAGGUGAAGCGAAGGAGUAUGUGACACUGGAAGAAUAUUUUUUGCAUUUCUUCUCUGAUCCUAUUCUUGAUAUAACAUUACUACACACUAACGAAGAAAUUGUACGACAAAGGCAAAAUUACACGGGUAACAACAAUGUGUCACCUACCACUAAAGAAGAACUACAGGCGCUGUUUGCAAUUUUGAUACUCUCGGCUGCCAAGAAAGACAACCAUCUAUCUGCCAGACAUAUGUUUGAUACGACGAUUUCUGGUUCCUUCUAUAGAGCCUGCAUGAACUGUGACAGAUAUAUGUUCUUACUGAACUGUCUCAGAUUUGAUUCAAGAGAAACAAGACAGGAAAGAAAAAUUAAUGAUCCUUUCACCCAUAUCCCAUCCAGUAACGAAUGGAAAUUUUUCCAGCUCCCAUACGGAAGGUUUGGUCUGUCAGCAGAUUACGAUACAUGCGAGUUUCAUUUAAUGAUGCGUAUUGCAGGAAGAACAAAGGGCUAA